UUGCACGCUCGUUGUAGGCGUUGUGAAGCUAGCCAACGAGACCUCGACGUUGGCGCGGAUGUUGUGCUUGGAGCUCAUGCUAAUGCUAACUAAGCGCGUUCGGUAUUUCACUCGCACUGGAGGCCUCCUUUCUGCGUCUAAUUUUUUUUUUUUCUCACGUAUCUAAACGUGACAUUCUGAGUUCCAACCUGAAUUGAGGACCUGAGCGAGUCUAACACACAUUUAAUUGACAUGUUAACUGCUCCUUUUUUAGCUCGCGCUAACUAGCGGCUGCACCAUUAAACAAGAUUAUGCUUUCUUAGUUGCUUUGUACAAACCAUCUUAAAUAGUUCAGCAAAAACAAACUACUCUUCUAAUAAUGUCAAGAAAUCCACUCGUGAUUUUGUCCUAGGGAUGAGAACAUGCUCGCGUGACGUGUUGUUGAUGUUUUCCGCAUUGCGACAUCAACAUAGCGUGCCGCUUCUCUUAUUUUUGCCGUGACCGUCAACUCACCCCCGAUUUUUACUUUUCCGUGAAUCGUGCGAGAACUGCGGGUGCAAAUUCUGCGUCGGGGCAGCAGUUAUGUCGGACUUCAUCGAGAGUGAGGCCGAGGAGUCCGAGGAGGAGUUUGAAGAGAAAGAGUUAAAGCCCAAGAAGACACAGAGGUUCAUGGAGGAUGAUGACGAGGAGGAAGAAGACAACACUGAGGACCAGGACGAGCGAGGCAACUUGCGUGGGCUCAUCGAUGAUGGCGAUGAAGAGGAGGAGACGGGAGGUCAAAAGAGUGCAAGUGGAGGUGAUAGCGACUCGGAGGAGGAAGUCCGGCAUCGCCGCAAGAAGCGAAAUUACAACGACCUGGACGAGGACGAUCUGGACCUCAUUGAGGAGAACUUGGGUGUGAAAGUCAAGAGGAGGAAGAAGAAAUACGACCGCGUAAAAACGCUGGACGAUGAUGACGACGACGACGACGAGAAGGACCUGAUCGCCGACGAGAUCUUUCACGGCGAUGGAGACGGCGAGCCGGAGGAGGGCGAGCCCGUCCACGAGCCUCUCCAGCAGACAGGCGAUGACGAGGAAGGAGAAGACGAGGAGUCGGAUAUUGACGACUUUAUCGUGGAUGAUGAUGGACAGCCGAUCACCAAAAAACGGGGCAAGAAAUUUUCCGGCUACACGGAUGCUGCCCUGCAGGAGGCGCAGGAGAUCUUCGGCGGCGACUUUGACUUUGCUGAAUUUGACGUCGACGCCUAUGACCAGGGCGAGGAGGAGGAAGAGGACCAGGAUGAAGAGGGCUGGGACCGGCCCAAGAAGCAGACCAAGAGGCGGCAGGGCCGAAAGAGCAUCUUUGAGCUCUACGAGCCCAGUGAGCUGGAGAGCAGUCACAUGACCGACCAGGACAACGAGAUCCGCACCACCGACAUGCCCGAGAGGUUCCAGCUGCGAUCGAUCGCCGUCAAACCGGCUGAGGACGAGGAGCUGGAGGAGGAAGCGGAGUGGAUCUUCAGACACGGCUUCUCCACGCUCACCAUUUCCAUUCAGGAGAGCGCCGAUUAUUUGGAGCGCGGGACGUCCACCAACUUCAGCCGCCAAGGCCCUAGUACCAUCGCCAAAAUCAAAGAAGCGCUCAACUUCAUGAGGAAUCAACAAUUUGAGGUUCCAUUUAUUGCAUUCUACAGAAAAGAGUAUGUGGAACCAGAGCUGAACAUCAAUGACCUGUGGAAGGUGUGGCAGUGGGAUGAAAAGUGGACUCAGCUGAAGACCCGCAAGCAGAACCUUACGCGACUCUUUCAAAAGAUGCAGUCCUACCAGUUUGAGCAGAUCUCCGCCGACCCCGAUAAACCUUUGGCUGACGGGAUACGCCCGCUGGACACGGCCGACAUGGAGAGGCUGAAGGACGUCCAGACGCUGGAAGAGCUCGGUGACGUGUACAACCACUUCCUGCUCUACUACGGCCGAGAUAUUCCCAAGAUGCAGAACGCCGCCAAGGCCAGCAAGAAGAGGCUCCGCAAGAUCAAUCAAGUCACAGAAGACGGCGAGGAGGAGGAAGUGGAGGUAGAAGAAGAGGAGGAGCAGAAGGGUCCAGAUCUCAAGCUGGCGUCUCGCCGGGACAUGUACAGCAUCUGCCAAAGCGUGGGCCUCGACGGCCUGGCCAAAAAGUUCGGCCUGACCCCUGAGCAGUUUGGCGAGAAUCUGCGAGACAGCUACCAGCGGCACGAGACGGAGCAGUUCCCCGCCGAGCCCAUGGAGCUGGCCAAAGACUACGUGUGCAGCCAGUUCCCUGGCCCGGAGGCCGUUCUGGAGGGCACCCGCUACAUGGUGGCCAUGCAGAUUGCCCGCGAGCCUUUGGUCCGACACGUGCUGCGCCAGACCUUCCAAGAGCGAGCCAAGAUCAACAUCAAGCCCACCAAGAAGGGCAAAAAGGAUGUGGACGAGGCCCACUUUGCCUACUCCUUCAAGUACCUGAAGAACAAGGCGGUGAAGGAGCUCAGCGGGGAUCAGUUCCUGAAAAUGUGCUUGGCUGAGAACGAGGGCCUGCUCUCCAUUGACAUCUGCAUCGACCUCGUCGGAGUCAAAGGGUACGCAGGCGACCAGACCUACUUUGACGAGAUCAAGCAGUUCUACUACCGAGACGAGUUCAGCCAUCAGGUGCAGGAGUGGAACCGUCAACGCACCUUGGCCAUCGAGAGAGCCCUCAACCAGUUCCUCUACCCUCAGAUGGCCAAAGAGCUUAAGAGCAAGCUCAUCGCUGAAGCCAAAGAGAGCAUCGUACGGUCGUGCUGCCGUCGACUGUACAACUGGUUGAAGGUGUCUCCUUACAGGCCAGACCAGCAGUUGGAGGAAGAUGACGACCUGAUGGACGAGAGUCAGGGCAAAGGCAUCAGGGUGCUGGGAGUGGCCUACGCACCCAGCAGAGACACGCCCGUCUUCUGCGCGCUGAUCAAUGGCGAAGGCGAGGUGGCGGACUUUCUGCGCCUGCCCUACUUCAUGAAGAGGAGGAACGCCUUCAGGGAGGACGAGCGAGAGAAGAAGGCCAACGACAUUGAGAACCUCAAGAGGUUUUUGUCCAGCAAGAAGCCUCACGUGGUCGCCGUGGCUGGUGAAAACCGGGACGCUCAGAUGAUCAUAGAGGACAUCAAGAGGACCAUCAGCGAGCUGGAGCAGGAGUCGUCGCUGCCCUCCGUCGGCGUGGAGCUGGUCGACAACGAGCUGGGCACGCUCUACAUGAACAGCAAAAAGUCCGAGACGGACUUUCGGGAUUACCCACCAUUGCUGCGCCAGGCCGUGUCCAUUGCCAGGAAGAUUCAAGAUCCUCUGGUGGAGUACGCACAGGUCUGCAGCUCUGACGAAGACAUCAUCUGCCUCAAGUUGCAUCCCCUGCAGGAACACGUGGUAAAGGAGGACCUCCUCUCUGCCCUCUAUUGCGAGUUCAUCAAUCGGGUCAACGAGGUGGGCGUGGAUGUGAACCGGGCCAUUGCGCACCCUCACACUCAGAGUCUGGUCCAGUACGUGUGCGGUCUUGGCCCGAGGAAGGGCUCGCACUUGAUCAAGAUUCUGAAGCAGAACAACACGCGUCUGGAGAACAGAACCCAGCUGGUCACAAUGUGUCACAUGGGGCCAAAGGUCUUCAUCAACUGUGCGGGUUUCAUCAAGAUCGACACGGCGUCGCUCGGAGACAGCACCGACUCCUACAUCGAGGUCCUGGAUGGUUCUCGCGUCCACCCCGAGACGUACGAGUGGGCUCGCAAGAUGGCCGUGGAUGCGCUAGAGUACGACGAGUCCGCCGAGGACGCCAACCCGGCCGGCGCCCUGGAAGAGAUCUUGGAGAACCCCGAAAGGCUCAAAGAUCUCGACCUGGACGCCUUUGCCGAGGAGCUGGAGAGACAGGGUUACGGCAACAAGGGCAUCACGCUGUAUGACAUCAGAGCUGAGCUGAGCUGCAGGUACAAAGACCUGCGGGUCCCCUACAGAGUCCCCAACACAGAGGAAGUCUUCAACCUGCUCACCAAGGAAACGCCAGAGACCUUCUACAUUGGUAAGCUGAUCACCAGCGUGGUGACCGGCAUCGCUCACCGGCGCCCCCAGGGGGAGAGCUAUGAUCAGGCCAUCCGUAAUGACGCCACCGGCCUGUGGCAGUGUCCCUUCUGCCAGCAAGACAACUUCCCCGAGCUCAGCGAGGUGUGGAACCACUUCGAUAGUGGCUCCUGUCCCGGGCAGGCCAUCGGGGUGCGGUCGAGACUGGACAACGGCGUGCAGGGAUUUAUUCCCACCAAGUUCCUGAGCGACAAAGUGGUGAAACACCCCGAGGAGAGAGUGAAGGUGGGCAUGACGGUUCACUGUCGCAUCAUGAAGAUCGACAUCGAGAAGUUCAGCGUGGACCUCACGUGUCGCACCUCCGACCUCUCGGACAAGGCCAACGAGUGGAAGCUUCCCAAAGACACCUACUACGACUUUGACGCCGAAUCCGAAGAUCUCAAGCUGGAGGAGGAGCUGAAGAAGAAACAGCAGCGCACGCCGUACAUCAAGCGCGUCAUCGCUCACCCCAACUUCCACAACAUCAGCUUCAACCAGGCCGAGAAGAUGAUGGAGUCCCUGGACCAGGGAGACCUGAUCAUCAGGCCCAGCAGCAAGGGCGAGAACCACCUCACUGUCACCUGGAAGGUGGCUGACGGCAUCUACCAGCACGUGGAUGUGAGAGAGGAAGGCAAAGAGAACGCCUUCAGCUUAGGACACACGCUCUGGAUCAAUAAUGAGGAAUUUGAAGACCUGGAUGAAAUCACAGCGCGCUUCAUUCAACCCAUGGCGUCGUUCGCUCGGGACCUGCUGAGCCACAAAUACUUUCAAGAUUGUAACAGCGGAAGCAAGGAGAAAAUGGAGGAGCUGCUGGUCAGGACCAAAAGGGAGAAGCCCACCUUCAUUCCGUAUUUUGUGUCUGCGUGUAAAGCAUUGCCUGGAAAGUUCCUGCUAGGCUACCAACCUCGAGGAAAGCCACGGGUGGAGUACGUGACCAUCACCCCGGAUGGCUUCAGGUACCGCUCGCAGAUCUUUCCCUCAGUCAACGGAUUGUUCCGCUGGUUCAAGGACCACUACCAGGAGCCUGUACCAGGCAUCACACCCACAAACAGCAACAGCAGCCGCACACGCACGCCAGCCUCCCUCAACGCCACGCCGGCCAACAUCAACAUUGCCGACCUGACGCGAGCCGUUAACUCGCUCCCGCGAAACAUGACCUCGCAGAUGUUCAACGCCAUCGCCGCCGUCACCGGCCAGGGCCAGAACCAGAACCCCAACUCCACACCGGCCCAGUGGGGAUCCAGCCAAUACGGAUACGGAGGCAGCACUGGAGGAGGCGGCAGCUCCUCGGCUUAUCACGUGUUUGCCACGCCCCAGCAGCCAAUAGCCACACCCUUGAUGACACCAAGCUACUCAUUCACUACGCCCAGCCAGCAGAACAUGGGCACGCCACAGUACCCGGGCUCCACCCCCCAGUCCACGCACGCGCACCACAACCACCACGGUCACGGGUCGGGCACGCCGGGCUCAACCGUGUCGUCGUCACGGGGCCGGACUCCUCAGCAGCAGCAGCCAAAGCCAAGCGGCAGCGGAAGCGGCGGCGGCUCCACGGCCGCAGUGGACUGGGGCAAGAUGGCCGAGCAGUGGCUGAAAGAGAAAGAGGCCGAAGGUCGGAAGAAGACUCCGAGAAUGACCCCGCGACCUUCGCCCAGCCCCAUGAUCGAGAGCACCCCCAUGUCCAUCGCCGGGGACGCCACGCCCCUGCUGGACGAGAUGGACCGGUAGGGCGCCCGGACGGGGGUUGGCGUUACCAUGUGACCCCGCUUCCCCCCAUCCGCUACCGCGAGUCGUCGUCUCGCGCCACGACGCCACGCCCACACAGUGUUCUCUGCGUGUACAAAAUGGACCUGCUGUCAGGAGGGCUGCCCCGUCGGUUUGCCCCGCUUUUAGUUAGGGAUGAGGGGGCAGGGCCCACCACAGCCAGAAAACAUCUGCGCUCGUGAUAGACGGCUCUCGGCCGCACCCACCGGGCGAGCGACCCUCUGUAUAGAACAAAUAAAGACAACUGGGGUUUUUUUUUUUUCUCCCUGGUGGACUCUUCUAAGACUCGGGAGGCUUGUGACUUAUUUGUCCCGAAGGUGGAAAAUGGGCUCCAGUGUCACGUCAAGGACCAUCGCAUACUCAUCUUUGCGCAUCCUAAAAUCCCAUGAGUGUCUCUUGAAAGUUGAGUUGUAAAAGAAGCUCAAGCUCGUCCCGCAAACAAGCAUUCCUUUAUUUGCCCGGCAGAAAGGAGGCGUGAUGUCAUGACUGUCAUGGGAUGUCCGAUUAGUCACGCUGCAGCACAUGACGCGUGCGCAAAGCCAACAAGACACACGCGGGAAACACUUUUGACAAGUUUUUAUUGAAAGCCCAACUCUUCGCUGUUGUGCCUCUGCUCUGUCCUCUCACGUCAACAGCAGUUGGCCUUCCUCCCGCGUUUGUCCUUCGGGCCUCUCGUGAUCUCUGGCGACAAACCACGUCAGUACAGGAGUAGAAGAAAGCCGUCGUGCCAGCGACUCACUGAUGACGUCGGCCCCGUCCCUCGCCGCGCUUUUCUCCAGCUCGGCCAGGACGUUGGCCUCGAAGGUCAAAGAGGCCACGCGGAGGAAAAAGUCUCUCACGCCGUCUCCUGUGGCCAACAUGGAAUCAAGUUGAAUGUCACGUUGACGCUUCGGAAGGUUUCAACUACAAUACGUCGCACCCGACUUGGCCGACACGGCCCAGUACUCUGCCCGGAUCUCCUCCGACAUUCGGACGGCUUCCUCUUCAACCUGACCCAGCUGCUCUGGAGACUGACAAGGAGAAAAAAAACAUCACUUGAGGACACUGAAUGGGUUGUGUGAAAAGUUGCUUCAUCUUCACCCACGCUGAGGUCCUUCUUGGUGCCCACGAGGAAGAGAAGAACACUGGAUGGGUCGUUCUCCUUCAUGGCGUCCUCCAACCACUCCCUGCACGCGCACACAAACUUGUUUUCUGUAGUCAGGACAGAAUUAAAGGCACCUUGCCUUUGUCCCUCUCCUUGAUGCUCCCUCACUUUUUUUCCCGUCGACUUAACUAUAGACACCUACAUCAACAAUCAUGUUCCUCUCACCUGGCGUGGUCUAAGGAGUUUGCUCUGCUCAAGUCGAACACCACAAUGAUGGCUGUGGGUGCAACACACACAUACACAAAAGAACAUGUUGGGUUUGGAGAUGAAGACGGCGAGGAGCCUUCCUGACCUUGAGCUCCUCUGUAGUAUGUGGAGGCAAUACACUUGAAGCGUUCCUGGCCCGCCGUGUCCCAUCUGUAAUGCAUGGUGCCAGUUUUCUAAGAGGUCCCUCAAGGCUCCAUACUCUGCCCUUUCCUAUUCAUUGAUGGUACACGACAUACUCACAGCUGCAGGCUGAAGGGGACGCCGAGUACCUGGAAACGUUCCAUGUCAAAAUCCACACCGAUGGUGGCUUUGUAGUUCUUGUUGAAGGCUCCUCUGGAGAACCUUUCGGGAACAUCAGUUUUUAAUACUUGCAUGCGUGGUGAUGAGUCAACAGAAGUGAAAUAUUUGUUUUUGAUUGUGGUGCUGAAGGCCCAGGUGCCAAAUGAAACUCCCAUCAGUAUUGCUGACGUACAGUGUGGAAUUGUGGAACGGCUUCUUACCUGCUGACCAGACAGGUUUUCCCGACCGAGACGUCGCCCACCACGAUAACUUUGGCGACAUUGAAGCUGCAAAAGAGCAGGAUGGACGUGAAAGGCGGAAACGUCACCAAGUUCAUUUCAGAACUUCUUUUAUCUUCCAAACAAAAAAAUUUUUGGGCCACACACUGCAAGUCUUGGCAUCCACUUACCUUUCAAGAGAUGAAAACAUGGAUGAUCAAAUGGCAGAUGUGCAAGCAUUUAACAGCUCUCGUGACCUUUAACCUUACCUGACGGUAUCUUCCCUCAGCGUCUGACAUGCGGCCUUCACCUGAGGAUGGAAAACCUCUUUGGUCUGCAGCGCCGCAUUGGGACUGAAACACUGACGUGACAUCACGCCACGCCAAAAUCAAUGAUCGGAAUCACAAUUGUGUCACGUUACUGUUAUUACGUCGUUGUAACAUUAUUGCUAGUGCAUUGUUGCAUUUUUAGUUUUGCUGUUAUUACAUUGUGCGCUUGUCACCUUGGGCAUGUGUGUUAUGAUUCUGUCGCUCUUGGGUGGAGGCAACAUGACGUGACAGUGGAUCCACCUGCAAACUUCUGCACGUCCACGCAGGUGUCCAGGUGGCCACUGCAGGUCACUUUACUCAAAUACUAAAUCAAACGACAUUUUUUUUUAGUUGCAAAGUUUGACAAUGAGCGACCAUUCUGAGGUUCGGGGUUCAGUGUUGUGAUCCCUGACCCCCACCAAACCUCUUCCUAUGGAGACCCCCCCCCCCCUUUCUCCUCAAUUGCCUAAAGUCAACUUGACAUAAAUCAUUUUUCAGGACGAUCUUGUUGAGCAAUGUAAGCAGCAAUGAACACAAAGCACAAGAAAAUGGAUGAUAAAAAAAGAAAAAGUUUACCUGAAGGCUGUAGCUAUCGGUCGCUGAGGAAGAAGAUAAAAAGUGAUGUUUGCGGAGAAAACUAAACCGGAGCAGCUGACGGCACAAAAUCGAGUCAGCAGACUUCCCUCGCAAUCAAAUCAAUUCACUCCUUGCAGGAAGGCAGCAAACAGCGCCGCCGUGUGGAUGGGGCAUGUACCAGCACAUCGAUGAGGGGGCGUUCUGUACUGGUGACGUCAUAUACAUGCGACAUUCUGGCUAUUAAAUAAGCACAGUUGUCGCGCUUUUGGUCUUUCUUGCUUGACUUGUGUAGGUACCCAGUCAUGCUGGUUAAAAGGAAAGAUGACGGGCGAAAGAAGAAAAAAAAAUGCGAGCAAAUAACUCCCACUGACUUGUAAAUGUUAGUGCAAUUGAUUGUGCGAGUCAAAUGUUGAAUUUGGCUUGGCGAAGUUGAACAUGUUGACCGCGUGGACUCGACGAUGGAAAACGUGACAUCAUGGUGGGCGUCAGAUCGUGAAAUGUCGCCUUGCUUGGCGUUUUUGCCUUCCAAAUGAUGGAAGUCAAGAGGUCACGUGUCCAGAUGAACGUUAUAUGAAAUCGUAUGUCUUGGCUGGAAAGUUUCCCGAAGAUUGAAAGUCCACUCCGCUUUUGCUGCUGAAGUCCUGCAAUGCAGGUUGACUGAGUCGUUGGCUUCAGUGCCAAUUAGUGAUGGAGAAGCCGAGCCUUGGAUGAAGCUUUUUUUUUUUUUGCAACAUGUGUUGUCUGAUCUUGUAACUGAAUAAAAACCAGUGGAAAUCAA
Messenger RNA from Syngnathus typhle (broad-nosed pipefish), 9318 nucleotides. RefSeq names its product transcription elongation factor SPT6. Gene Ontology annotation, cellular component: transcription elongation factor complex. Gene Ontology annotation, biological process: transcription elongation by RNA polymerase II; mRNA transcription by RNA polymerase II; positive regulation of transcription elongation by RNA polymerase II. The coding region runs from base 562 to 5772 and encodes 1736 amino acids. Gene Ontology annotation, molecular function: nucleosome binding; DNA binding; histone binding. NCBI's taxonomy places the organism in Eukaryota, Metazoa, Chordata, Actinopteri, Syngnathiformes, Syngnathidae. The record is from RefSeq and is a predicted model, not a curated record. The transcript is spliced from 41 exons.